UCAGGCUGCUGAUGUGUACGAGCUCUGCCAGUGUUAUCAGAGUCUAUCACCUAAGCUGCGGCGUCAUUUUCCAUUUAUUUUUCUCUUCUGUGUGUGUGAAAUUUUCGCUUUGUCAGCGUCAUUUUCGCUGGAAAUAAAGCAGAAAAAUGAAACUUGUACUGCUGGUGGCCAUGGUCAUGGCGGUAACCGCCGUCUCCGCCACGGAGGAGCUGUCCAUGCUAUCCAAUGAAUUCAUCGAACUGGUGCGCAGCAAGGCAACAACCUGGAAGGUUGGCCGAAAUUUUAGAGCAUCGGUGUCGGAGGAGUAUAUACGAGGCCUGAUGGGCGUUCAUCCCGAUGCCCACAAGUUUGCACUGCCCGAGAAGAGCAUUGUUUUGGGCGAACUAUAUGGGGACGAUGGCGCUGACAUUCCCGACGAGUUUGAUGCCCGAAAGGCUUGGCCAUAUUGCCCCACCAUUGGGGAGAUUCGUGACCAGGGCUCGUGUGGCUCCUGUUGGGCCUUUGGUGCCGUUGAAGCCAUGUCGGAUCGCGUGUGCAUUCACUCCAAAGGCAAAGUGAACUUUCACCUCUCGGCCGAUGAUUUGGUGUCCUGCUGCCACACCUGCGGCUUUGGCUGCAAUGGUGGCUUCCCUGGCGCCGCCUGGAGCUACUGGGCGCGCAAGGGUAUUGUCAGUGGCGGACCCUACGGCUCUACUCAGGGCUGCCGUCCUUAUGAGAUAGCACCAUGCGAGCAUCAUGUGAAUGGCACUCGUCCGCCCUGCUCUCAUGGCAGUACGCCGCGCUGUCAGCAUCAGUGUCAGACCAGCUACAACGUGGAGUAUGCCAAGGAUAAGAACUUUGGCUCCAAAUCGUAUUCGGUGCGACGCAAUGUGCGCGACAUUCAGCUGGAGAUCAUGACCAAUGGCCCUGUCGAGGGGGCGUUCACCGUCUACGAAGAUCUGAUUUUAUACAAGAGCGGGGUCUAUCAGCAUGAGCAUGGCAAGGAGCUUGGCGGUCACGCCAUACGCAUUCUCGGCUGGGGCGUUUGGGGUGACUCCAAGGUGCCCUACUGGCUGAUCGGCAACUCUUGGAACACUGACUGGGGCGACAACGGUUUCUUCCGCAUUCUCCGCGGCGAGGAUCAUUGUGGCAUCGAGAGCUCCAUAUCGGCUGGUCUGCCCAAGAUAUAAA
Messenger RNA from Drosophila subobscura, 1170 nucleotides. It is a transcript of the gene CtsB, whose product is annotated as cathepsin B. Gene Ontology annotation, cellular component: lysosome. Bases 147 to 1169 code for a protein of 340 amino acids. The record is from RefSeq and is a predicted model, not a curated record. NCBI's taxonomy places the organism in Eukaryota, Metazoa, Arthropoda, Insecta, Diptera, Drosophilidae. Gene Ontology annotation, molecular function: cysteine-type endopeptidase activity. The transcript has 4 exons. Gene Ontology annotation, biological process: regulation of catalytic activity.